Messenger RNA from Hemibagrus wyckioides, 2673 nucleotides. RefSeq names its product zinc finger protein 358. The transcript has 2 exons. Bases 332 to 1675 code for a protein of 447 amino acids. The record is from RefSeq and is a predicted model, not a curated record. Gene Ontology annotation, cellular component: nucleus. NCBI's taxonomy places the organism in Eukaryota, Metazoa, Chordata, Actinopteri, Siluriformes, Bagridae.
GUGCGAAGUUGCGUCAUCAGCGUGCGACGCCCGAAUCCCUAGCGAUAAGCUGUGUCUCGUUAGCUUUGUUUACUAAUGCGUUUGCGCCAAAUAGACAUUUUAAGACUCUACAUUUUUGGAGUCUGUUUUUAUUUAAUGCAUUUUCUUUGACGACGGAAAUGGACUGAUAGAUUUUAAAUUGUUUUCUUUCGAGCUGAAGAGCGAAUAUCUGGGGAACGAAAAGCUCUAGUCAGCUGCUGGAGUUCAUCUGUGUAGCUCUGUGCUGGAGAUACUGUGGUCGAAGAUAAAAUAAAUAUAUAUAUAUAUAUAUAUACAUAUAUCGGCAGGAAUCAUGACUUUAGAUGGGAUCAGCGUGUCGUUUUUGAAGUACGAGCUCGCCUCUACUAUUGACCAGGCGGUGCGGUGCGCAGUGGACACGGUGCUAAAGGAAACGGCGCGGAUUGUCGGCGCGAGGCUGACCGAGGCGCGUGAUGCCGCCGCAGAGUCCCGGCGCGAGAACCGGACCCUGCGCGAGAGACUCGAGGUGUCCGAGAGCGAGCUGAAGGCGGUUCGGUACUACAUGACCGCCGCCGAGAAAAACAUAAAGCAGUGCUUGCUGUUAAACCGAAACCGACCGCCAUCCAGCAGCGCCGGCGCCGAGGACCUCCAGUUUCCCACGGAAGCGACGCUGGAGAGCAGGGAGUCGUCUCAGAAUCAUCUGAAGACCUUCAGGAACUCCUCGGGAAGGAGUCACAGCGCUAAAACCGUGCCCAGUGUCGGCCUGUGUUUACCCACGGUGCAGUCCGACUGGCCCCGGAGCGUUAUAAACCGACGGAGGAUGCGUGCGAACACCGCGUCCUUCAUAACCGACACGUCGAGCCGCAUCCCGGUGGAGUCGGACCCUGUGCAGGACAGGACCGAGGAGCACACAGAAGAUCAGUUCUACAUCUCAGAGGAAGGAGUGAUCGAUAAGGAGUAUAAGUCUGCUGCUGGUGCAGUGCAGGAUUUCGGGAGAGUGCAUCAGGAGGAACAAGACGCUGCAGGAGCGUCCGCGAAGGCCCCCGAUGAGCCGUGCGACAUCGGCAGGUUCGAGUUUGAGAUGGGCGCGCCAGCGGGUAACGUCAACGAGCUGAGCCUCAUUCAGGUGAUGGAUGCCAGCGAGGAGAUCAAGCAGAACUCUGUGAAAGUCGAAGACGAAGCUGACGUUCAGCCGUUAGAUCCUCCGCCUAUAGCUACGACCUCCUCUUCCUGUUCGAGCACUCAACCCCAGAUCAUCUCUCCUCCCGUGUCUGCUGGCGAAGUGGAGGCGCCUCCGGGUUUGAUGCCGCCCGUGGAGGCGACUGACAAAGUGCACCGCUGUAACGUCUGCGGCCGAGGUUUCCGCCGCUUCUACUGCCUGAAGACGCACCAGCGCAUCCACACGGGCGAGCGGCCGUACCCCUGCCGCUACUGCGAGAAGCGUUUCCGCCACUUGGACAGUCUGCACAAGCACCAGCGCAUCCAUACCGGCGAGCGACCGUACCGCUGCGCUCAGUGCGGCUGCUGCUUCCGCGAGCUGGGCCAGCUGAAAAAACAUCGACUCAAACACUCGCCCACCUCUGCCGCUCCGCCUGCCCACCCUGCACUCUCCCUCCUCCCCACUGGAGCCUCCUACACCUGGCCACACUUAAACUCCCAGUCUAUGGAUAUGGUCUGAGUGCUCAAGCCUCCUGAACUACACAAAUUACAUAAACCCAAGCUUAUUAUGUGCCUGAGAUCCAAAAGUUUCAAGUCUGCUGCAGACGCAUAGUAGUAGCAACGAAUGUUCAAUCUCAUUUAAAGCUGAUGUACACGCUGUAUUGUAAUGCAGAACUCGAACAAAGCCAGAGGUGCCUACAUCUGUGGUUUAGCAGGAGCAUAGGAGAUAUCUGGAAAAAUAUUCAAAAUCCACCCAGUGGAAAAGCCAGUUCACCGAAGGGGAAAGGGUUCAAGAUGUGAAAGACGCAAAAAUUUCAUUUAGUGGUUGUUGCUUUGGAUUCGCAAACCAACUAACCAAUACAAGUGGGCGGGGCUUCGGAUGUCCUAUUUAAUCAAUAAAAGAAAAAUCCAUUAUUAUCGCUUACUAAUUUUUACUAGAACCUCUAAAUAUGUACUGUGCUGCUUGGGGAACAUCCAAAGAAUAGCCAUUUCAUCCACAGAUGAUAUUUUUUCGUCUUCAUGGUAAAAUUCAGUUUCAUCUCUCUUGUCUUAUUCACCAUGUUGGAACCUCUUGCUGGUGUUUCCAGUGUAACCUUGAGCACAUAACACGAGCAUGCGCAUGCUGCUUAACUAGAAUGCCUGAACGCUAGUGCAAGAGAUUCCCACGCAGAUGCCUCCUUUAUUCUGAUUCGUCGGAAGUUGGCGGGUCAUGACGUUUUUAUUUUUUAAGCCAGGGGCGGCAACAGAGACUGGAAUGUAAGAACCUACAUAAAAAAAAUACUGUAUAUGAACAAAGUUUACUGUGAACAAAGACGCUAGACAUUACAUCGAACCGUACAGACGGAGCUUUUUAGCACCUUUCCGGUGCAAAUCACCCCCGACAAAUGGCGAAUGAGCUGAUUUUAUUGUUUCUAUAGCAACCAGUGAUUCAUAAAUUGUACUGAUUGUAGCUGUGAUGUGCAUCGUGGUUAUGUUUUUGCUUGAAAUGCUGAUGAUAUUAAAAUCUCACUGAUUGCA